Molecule: messenger RNA, 2253 nt
Organism: Theileria annulata
Lineage: Eukaryota; Apicomplexa; Aconoidasida; Piroplasmida; Theileriidae
Product: Tpr-related protein family member, putative
Exons: 1
Coding region: 1-2253 (750 amino acids)
Source: RefSeq, a predicted model, not a curated record
AUGGGUUUUGGAGACAAUCCAGUUAAGUGUGCAGCUUAUACUUUUGCUGGACUGUCUAUGAUGCUUAACAUUCGUCUUGCAUACAGUUCUGCUCCAUACGCUCUUAUUAGAUUCAAAUUACCUGAAAAUCUAUUUGGUGUAUUUGUCAGGACAAUUGCUGGCGCUCUAGAACUUUGGUGUCUUCCUAGUAUGACCAUUGGUAACAUAAUGGAUUUUGUUAGAAAACGAAUGCCAUUCCUUAGUCCAGAGAAGAAGAUCAUGGAUUCUAUUGUUUGUUACUCAUCAAUUGUUUGUAUGUGGUCUGACUUCAUAACCUAUGUAAUAUUGUUGUUUGUAUAUUUGAGUGGUGGUGAUCAAGGUAGUUUAACUGCUUAUUAUUGGGUCAUCUCAGCCUCUGGGUUCAUUUUCGGCAUUAACAUGGUUCUGCUGUAUGCUAUGGAGUUUCAGUAUUUCCCAUACUAUCUUGCUGGUGAAAACUCAUUUCCAGCUGUGACCUCAAUAAUACACUAUCUAGCAACACUCAUGUUUGGUAACCGUAGGAAAUACAAUUCGGAUUUCCUAAUAGUCCACAUUGACAUUUGGGUAGCAAUUCUAAUCUCAUUCACUACAGCUGUGCUGUGGACCAGUUGCUAUCACUCCGAGGAUAAGGAUAAAUUUCCAUCUGAUUCUAAUCAAAGAGUUUGCAAAAUACUCACAGUUACAGCUGACAGUACUACUGAACUCACAUACUCUAUAGGACAAGACUGGAAUGCAGAUAGCCAUGCCACAAAUCCUCCUUGUGGUCGUAAGAAGUCUGUUGCUUACUGGCUACACUUGGUACCUCCAAGUCUUAUGGUCCUUGUUGGCAUGGGUCUAAUAUAUACUAUCUAUCCGGCUAUUGCUCCUGGUAUGACUGUACCAUUCUAUCUAAUUGAUAAGGUAGAUAUUGUGAUACAAGUCCUAACUGCUUUCCCACCUGUAAUCAUCAAAAUACUACCACUUAUAGAUGAACGGAUAAAUCCAUUUGUAAAUAUGGGUAACUGGGGAAACUAUCACGCUAAACAGUGUAAAAAUAAUACUACUAAGGCACCUACUUGUAAUUGUCGAACAGGUGAUUCUCUUACCAUAUACACUAGUGCCACACUCAAAGUCACCCAAUCUGAUACUGAUAAUAAACUCACUUCGGCAACCCUUACACUCAAUGGUGGUAAUCCUGGUACUCCUCUAACAUAUCCCUUUCCCGUAGGUAAUCAACCUACUCUCAGCAGCAGUGGUAAUAUCACUUCCAAAUUCAAACUUCAAGAAACUGACAUCACUAUAACUCAAGGCAAUUAUAAGGUCACUGCCACGCUCAUUACCACUGCAUCCAAAGCUGCUGAUCUCACUAAACUCAAAGGUGGUGGUGGUGUAACUCUAACUCUCUCUGGAAACCUAAAUAGCGCCAGCAAUACACUGACUCUCAAAAAAGGUGACAAACCUAUCACGUCCACUAACAAAACCCUCAACAAAGAUGAAACAAUCAAACUCACUGGAACCAUCGGUAGUACUAAUAGUACCACCAUCGAGGCCACUGGUAAAAUCACCACCGGAGGCACACUCUCCGAUAAUACUGCUACUGUUAAUCUCACUGGGGGUCUCAAAGCAUCCAAUCUUAAUCUCAGCAUCACUGGUGGUGGCAAUACUCUCACCGGCGAUGUCGAAGGUACCCAGUACGAUCCCGAUGAGUUCCAUGAUAAACACCAAUCUACUCACUGUUGUUACUAUGGUGGUAAGGUUUGGAAGUGGGAACCUAAUCCUAUGGUUUGGUGUUGGAAUGCUUUUGAUAUAUUUAUUCCACUUCAAAUUAUACUUCAAAUUAUAUUCCUAUAUUCACUUCAUCAUAGAGAUUCAUCAAUUGCCAGAUCCAUCAUAAAUCAACCCAAAAUGUCCACAUUUCUAACAAUAGUAUAUUAUAUGUGUCAUGAAUUUAUGUUAGCAUUAGGAUUUUCUGGUAUUGGCAGUGAUGACCACAUAUUGUUACCUAUGCAACUUAUUGGUGCAUUCCUUAUGGUGUUACCAGCAUUUUAUUCUAAAGGUUACGUUAUUGAGUAUAAACGGCACGACCCAAACCACUGGCCAACCGAAGGCAUGACCCCGUGGAAUGCUUUUUGCUAUUGGCUUAAGAUGUCAAGCAAAAAUACAAAUAAACUGUUACUAGACGUGUUUACAACUGAUUUACAAGAUUAUUUACUCUUUUUAUUUAUAUUUACAACCUUUAAAAUACAUAGUGUAUGA